AUGCAGCUCUACGGCUUUUUGGCGACGUUCUCGAGUGCGGUGGCUGUGACGAAUGCGAUCCCCGUGAGCUUCUACAAUCACUGCAGCUCCACCAUCGAGCUGUACAACAACACCCACACGGAGAACAUCGACCCUGGCUGCAGUACGACGCGGUACCUUGAAGAAGGCUUCAGCGGCAUGUUCCGCAACGGCUGGCACCCUCAAGCCACACUGGCCGAGUUCUCGGUGUCGUGGGGCUUUCUUUGGUACGAUAUCAGCAUCAUCCCGACGGGAGUUCAGACAGGGCCUGGCAAUUGUUCGUCUUUGGAGGACUGCAAGGCGGUCACUGGCGGCGUUGGCUUCAACACCCCGAUGCAGAUCGCGCCGUCUGGGUGCACGGCAGUCACGUGUCUGGCUGACGGCUGCGAAGACGCCUACCAGUACCCGACGGACGACUUCAAGACGCACGCCUGCCCCGACACCACGCCGAGUGUCGACGUGACCUUCUGCCCAGGUGGGUUGGAUGCUGUGGCGGCACCGACGCCGGCACCCACGCAGGCGAACUGCCCGCGCCGAUGCACAGCGUCCUUGCGCACAAGCUAG
Phytophthora sojae is the source of this 582-nucleotide messenger RNA. RefSeq lists its product as hypothetical. Bases 1 to 582 code for a protein of 193 amino acids. The transcript is spliced from 3 exons. The record is from RefSeq and is a predicted model, not a curated record. Lineage: Eukaryota; Oomycota; Peronosporomycetes; Peronosporales; Peronosporaceae.